Coprinopsis cinerea okayama7#130 is the source of this 891-nucleotide messenger RNA. RefSeq lists its product as hypothetical. Gene Ontology annotation, molecular function: GTP binding. The record is from RefSeq and is a predicted model, not a curated record. The coding region runs from base 1 to 891 and encodes 296 amino acids. NCBI's taxonomy places the organism in Eukaryota, Fungi, Basidiomycota, Agaricomycetes, Agaricales, Psathyrellaceae. The transcript is spliced from 5 exons.
AUGCCGGCGCAUCAUGGCCACCCACGUCCGGCGAUGUGCAUGGACGAUGCAGACGACCAGAGCGAUUGUCUAUUGAAUGGCCUCACGUUUUAUCCUAGAUCCAGCAUUGUUCCCGAUCCACCUGACAAUAUAUCUUCACCACAACCCGUCGAACCUCCAACAGCCAGCUCCAUGAUGAAAGGCCCGCGGAUCGUUGUCUUGGUCACAGGACCGGCAGGAUCUGGGAAAAGCACGCUGAUUAACAGCAUAGUGGGCAGCGAUAUCAUGCCUGUGGGGAAAGGAUUGUCACUGUGUACGCGCGAUGUCAAAGAGUCGGACGUGGUCAACAUCUCAGGGCACCAAGUAAUAUUCGUCGACACCCCUGGAUUUGAUAACAACACUAUGUCGGAUAAGGACGUCUUAAAGAAAAUCUAUGGAUAUUUGGAUGGAAAAUUGGCAGAAGGGGCUAUUGCGGGUGGCCUAAUCUAUUUGCACGACAUAACCAUCGACGUGAGCCCGAAGAACACAGCUCUGGCACCCAUGAAGAAAGUCUUUGAGCCCAGAGACGAGGUGUAUUCUAAACUUUUGCUCGUCGCUGGGAAAUGGGAGGCUCUCCCAGACUAUGAGAUGACGAAGGCGGAGGACAAGUGGAACCAACUUCGGACAGUCCAGUGGGCGGGCCUGAUGGACAGUGGAGCGAGGGUGCUUGCAAUCAGAGAUCUCAGAGAAGCGAGGGAGAGUUUUAAAGGCCUGAUUGGUACCUUUGCCAAGGAGUGCGAAAUCCAACCCAAAGUGCAACAAUUGAAAUCGCAGGGAGGAAGCCAGAGCAGUACUCGCCGUCGAGAUAGCGGCGUAUUGGCGCGAAUUCAUAACCUUUUGUCGAAGAUGUUCUCCUCGUCGACGGAUCUAUAG